Phaedon cochleariae (mustard beetle) is the source of this 6111-nucleotide messenger RNA. NCBI's taxonomy places the organism in Eukaryota, Metazoa, Arthropoda, Insecta, Coleoptera, Chrysomelidae. The record is from the annotation of a GenBank genome assembly.
GUAGAUGUCAAAAAUUUAAAAAAAGUUUUCUAGUCGAGUGGUUUCAAUUAUUUUGACAGAGCGUCAUCUUGCGGUGAUGUUUAUGAGAGCAUUUGAAAUUUGAAUUUCGGAAGCCCUUUUGUGAUUGUUGCAAGUUGGAUGUUCUUCAAAAAUGACUGAUUGGCUUCAUUGUAAUAAGUGUUCAGCAAAGUAUCAGCCAAAUAUUAAACUGUACUUGACCGAGUGUGCUCAUAUCUUUUGUGAAAAAUGUAGAGAAGUGAUAAAUGACCCAAUUAAAUGUCCAGUUUGCGAUAAGCCUAAUAACUUUAUACCAAUUUCCAAAGAUAUGGAUGCUAAUGUGCAGCAGUUUUUUAUUCCAUUCGAAGUUCAAGUUAAAAAACUUUCAGAGAUGUACAACUUCCAGAUGCAACACAGAAUGAGAUUGUUUCAAACUAUGUCUCAGAAAUAUGCCUUCUUGAAAAAGGAAUUCAUCAAUGUACAUAAUAAGGGCAAGAAUUUGGCAAGAGAGAACACGAUGUUGAAAAAUAUGUUGAUGUCCACAAGUCGAAAUUCUCAACCAUUUCAAACCAGUACACCAGCAUUAACAAAUGAUGACAGUUCACAUAUUGAUGAAAUGUCUGUAGUUUCUUCCAUUCCAUUCACGCCCAGUAUAGUGUCUUCAUCUGCCAGAAAAUUCCCAGGGCAUCCGCAAAGAGUACAUCCUAGCUUCAGAGGAGUUUUUCCAGUGCCAGGAUCGUGCGGAGGCGGCAUCUUCCACCGGCCGUCCCCGGCCCAGAUGGUGCCCAGCGGCGGAGGCAGCAGCGGGGGCAGAGGCGGCGGCGCGGGGGGCAGGGGGGGCAGGCGAGCGCACGCCGCCCCCGUGCACCGCCCCGUCGGCACGGCCUUCUCCUUGCAGCAGCUGCAGGGUGGCGGUGAUGGUUCCAUGAAGCAGUGGAAGUAAUCCCUUUAGAGUUAUAAUUUUCUCCCUCAAAUCAUUGUUUUUGUUCAACUGAAUUAUCUGUUCCAUGUUGUCUCGUUACUGAUUUAAUAAAUUUCUUAUUAAUACCUAUCUGAUUUAUUUGAACGUUGAUACCUAUUCAAUUUGUAUUUUGGAAUAAUUGAGGUACCUUGAUGGAAAUAUUGCUUUGUGAUACCUAUAUUAAUGAAUAAAGGAAACAUUUCAAAAAAACUCGAUCAACUACACGAGUGUUUCCAAAAUUGAAGACAUAAACGAAAUCGUGUGUUAUAUUAUGAGGCACGAGAUGAGACAUGACGUCACCAGCAAGCAAACAAUUUUUUCGUGCAUGAGGUGCAUGAUAUAAGGCUGAUGAACAAUGCAUAUUCCAUUCAAUGGGAUGGACAUUCCUUAUUCUUGUCAUUACGACUAUAUGUAUACAGUAUCUAUUAAUAGGUAAGUUCACUUUCACAUAACUCAUUAGCUUGAUAUUAAUGUCAAACCGGUUGGGAUCUUAGGUGUGCACUUGUUUGUUUUUUGAAUGCAGUUUCACUUAUCUUGAGCAUCAAAUAUCAACUUUCAGGCUCUUGAGCUAUUUCAUAUGAAUAACAUGAUUUGUUUAUCUCCAUCCGGAGAUCCCAAUUCCUCUCGGUAUAUAUUGAUGUAGAUAUUUAUCGUGAUUAGUACGUAUGUAUAGGAGAUACAUAUAUUGAUAUAACGAUUCCUAAGAAAUUUUUAAUGAAUAUCUCCGUUGCUAGUCCUGAAGGGAUUCUGGUACAUCGAUAUGAUUGCUUAAGUGUAUGAUUUUGCUAGUAUAUAUCAUACGAAAUAUGACACUUCCGGUUUGACAGGAAGUGCAUCCAUUUUUUAUUUCAAAUACGAAGUAUACAUUUUUUUCUGGGUAUGAUUCAAUAUAAAAUUACCUUCCUGAAUCAUAUUGUCAAUCCACAAUCUAGUCAUAUAAUUAAGAUUUCAUAAAAAAAUACUUUUUGUAUUCCCCUCGUAAAGGGAUAUUUUCAUAAAAGUGUGCUAUAGAUAAUGAAACAAUAUAAUGUAAUUCGAAGUCAAAGUUAUAAUUUCAGUUUUUCUUUAUUUUUCUACACCAACUUUUUUUCAAAUGCUUCUAUAGAAUUUUAUGAAGUUGGUUGGAAACUACCAUACAUAUUGAAAUACACGACAGGUAGAAAUUUCAAUUAUAUGUUUCCUAUUUAGUUUUAAUGAAGAUAAUCCCCAUGCUACCUAAUAUAUACUUACAUCGUAUUGAACCUUUCAAUUUGAAAUUAUUGGUUGGCUAUGAUAAUGAAUUAUUUUCACGGGUCUAGAAUAAUAAUUAUUGAAACUGCAAGAUCUGACGUAACAAAAUAUUUGAUCAGUUACGAGGGGACUACAGAAAGUAUUUUUUUAUUAAAUCUCUAUUAUAUGAGAAGAAUACUGAAUAGUAAUUUCCAGAAUAAAAAUGCUUUGUAUUGGAAAUGAAAAAAUCGAAAGUGUCAUAUUUGAUCUGAUACUAGCAAAAUUAUACACUCAUGAAAUCAUAUACCAAAUCUAAAAACAUUCACACAACAUAGCAACAAAAAUACAGGGGAGUAAAUUGUAAAUUGGUUCCGGAUCUCCAGUAUAUACAGAAACGAGGAGAUAAACUCCCAAUAAAUCUAAAAAAAUGGUGAAUUAAUGAUUUUUCUUGAUAUUUUAAAAGUACUGUUCCUUCCUGACAUAUAUAUGUUCAUUUGUUAUCUCCUUAAUCUUCAAUUGAAAUUGCAAAAUAUUUCAGUACGGGGACCAGAAUAUAUUAUAAGGACUCUUCAGAGAUUUCUUGACUUACAUACAUUUUACUCUCACAAAAUCAUGUAACAUGUUUUUUAUCCAUAGUCAUGAUGAUGAAGUACCUAUGCGAGUAAUUAUGUCUGCAUCCCUCGUUGUAUGAGGAAUAAUUCAAUCUCCUAGAACUGGUAAAGUACCUAGAUCCAGUAUCAAAUCCAAAUAUUCCAACUCUUCUUCAAGGAAUUCAGUCUUGUGUGCUGACAAUCAAUUAAUUUUACGUUUUACGGCAUAAUAGGUAUGUGUUGCCAUAUCAUUAUCCUUGACAUUGACUCAAAUUUCACAAUGAAAGAAUGUAUUCAAUCAUAACAGCUCGUGAUUCUCAGGUGGUUUCUUGCACGUGACAUACUUUCCUCUUGCAUCGUAGGUAUUCGCAUUAUCGCACACAUCAUCUUCAAUGGAGCAAAAAAGUAUCCAGUUACACAACGACACCAAACAUGUGUUUUCUUGCGUUCUGCUACUGAGAAUUUGCCUCCGUAAUGUAUAAGCGCAACCGUCAGUCCAACACCGGAAUUUUAUCUUGCUAACAGUAGCGUCCUCCAAACUAAUUCAAGGUGUAGGCAUAAACAAACUACACUCUAUAGACCUCCAAGUAGAUAUAUAUGAUGACCUUGAACAAUAUUAUUAGUUCAGCCACCAAACAAUUGAUCAUUCUAGAACACGUGAUUUUCAGCAAACAAAAUUAUGGAAUUAUUUCUGGUUCCAACUCGGAUUCCAAGGAAAACGAUCCCACUAAUUCUGGUUUUAUAUGACAAAUCUUGACAAAAUACAAUGUUUGCCCCUCAGCAACCUGUCAAAUGACGUAAUUCUGGAAUGAUUAAUAGAUGUCCUUUUGAUAUAAUGAUCCGUGAUCGAAUGUCGAAUGACAUAUGUCUUGUUUGUUGUGAUUUUUUCCUGUUCAGAAGUGUGAUUUUUUCGUUUCGAAGCGCUAUUCUUCCAUUUAUCACCAAUUAUCCCAUUUGUCAAUCAAGAGUAUAGGCAUAAAUCUAUAUUAGUGAUUUGUUUCUAUACUACUUCACUAAAUCAACAAUAUAGUUGACUUUUAAUUCGAACGAAAGUGAACUUUAGGACUUGACAAGUGUGCAGUGCCAGGACCUUCCAGACAUCGUUUUCAAAAUUUCAAGGAAAACUAACCAGGUUUCUAGAGUGAAUGAAGUGAUUGAAGAUUCCGUAAUGAUUGUUUAGUUUUAUUUCAUCACAGUUUCUAUUACCUGAUUAAAAAAUGAUUCAUUUUAAUCUAUUGCUCUCAUUAUUACUGACCAUUUUCAUUCCAGUGUAUGUGAAUGGUUGGAAGAGAAGAGAUGGAAGCAUGUAAUGUUUAUGACAUUCCACCUUCUUCGCUAUUUACAAGGGCUUCUCUUAACAAAAUAUUUGAAUACAACAUAAUAUGGAUUAUUCAAAAUUCCCCCUACUCGAAAUAGUUGAGCUACCAAUCACCAGAGGCGUUGGCGGAAUGAAAGAAGAGGUUUACAUGUUCGUUGGACACCUAUAGAAAGUAGUUGAACUAUAUGGGUGUAGGUAUCGGUAGCCAGUAGCCCCUGCAUCGAAUAGGGGAGAGCGGGGGAAUAUUGGCCCCCUAGAAAUAUUAUUCUUAACGUACAUACCUAUUCCUCCACCGCGAGUUGGUCUAUCUACUCUGAAAAAAAUAUAUCCUGGGAUUGCAACAGUUAAGUUAUCUACUAUAUCAUAUCAGUCAAUAAGAUUCAAAACCUCUGCAAAAUGCGGUAAAAUUGAGCGGACCUUCAAUUUACAUAUUUUCAAAUUGCUAAUCAUAUCAAAAUUUCACUGGUAAUCUUGUAUAUUAGGACAACCUGUACAAACGAAAAAAAUAAGCAGAUAUCCUUGAGUGAGAUUUGUGGAACCAUGGAUUAAGGAAAGAUAAAAAUAAUUCACAAGAAGCUCAUUCAAUAUCUCAACGGCUGAGUCAAUAAAAAACUAACAGAUUGUUUUAAAAUUACAAAGAAAUAUAUCCUAUCAACUGAAUAUUCAAAGCCUAUUUGAUUACUUGUGAAAAUAAAGAAUUGAUAACAGUAUCUUAGGGAAACCUUACUUAAAUGUCUGAAAAUGCGUUAUAUGUUACGAUUGAGACCCUAAAAAUAAAAAAGAAAUGAAGAAAAUACAAUAGUAAAUGAAAAUAUGCCUUCUCAAAUGUGAAUUACGUUUGAGGUGAGAAGUUGAUUCGGCUCAAACUAUACACUAGUAAUUUAUUCAUUAUUAUUAACACGUAUGUUUAUAUAUUCUCUGUAGAAUGAACGCUAUUCGAGUAGGUAAUUGUGGUACUACACAUAAAUGUGAUAUGAGUUUUGAAAUUUAAAUAUGUCCAAUGUCCAAUUGUUGGAACCGCCACUGAUUUGGACUGAGUGAUCGCGAGCUCCACAAGUGGAACUAUAAAUACAUCCGUCAAGAUUUUCGAUAGGGCCCAUAUCGUUUGGUAACUCGGUUAAUUUCUAUUCUCGCAAAAUUGCACUGCCUGACUGCCAGAGGGUUACAAGUGGAUUAUACAAGGUGUAUUUAAAUAACACCGAAAAAAUUCAAGGAGUGUUUCCUUGUGACAUUCUAGCAAAUGAAGUUCCUAUGAACAUCUAGCCUAACCUAGUUGGAAGUAUUGAUUGUUCUUAUUUAUAACCCCCCUGUAUAACAACUGAUACUAGUGGGGGACGUUUGCACGUCAGCAACUAGUCCCUCAUGGGACCUUUUUGCAAACCCCAAGUGUUUUCAAUGACUGAUGUGGUUUGCUCAAGAGAGCUGGCUAAGAUCCUUUUCAGGCACCGCCCAUCAGCUCGCUUUCAGAGUUUUUCGGCUGUGUUUUGUAGGCUAGUAAGGUACUCACUACCAUAUGCGCAGUGGCAGGCCUGCUAGCUAUCCUCGUCAACCCCCGUUAGAGACUAGGGUCCACUAAGCAGCUGGCCCGCUCUCACGCUCAGCUGGUAGUUUUCCACACCCACCUACAUACACCGUCCUACUUCUUCUCUGAUGCUCACAACCACAUCAUCAUCUCUUUCUGCGUGUUCUGUGUAGGCUUUGUUACUAACUCCAUGCGCCACUUUAGGAGCAACACUGUUAAUUGGAACGCAACAGCGAAUAAAAUAUUGAAAAAAAUUAGACAAUUACCUCACAACAGUGCACAUUCUGAGAUAUUUAUGAUACACUAUAUCACUAUAAGGAUAGGUCCUACCAGGAGGUUAUAGGUAUUGGAAUGAGACAGCUGAAUGUCAAGGUGAAACAAUGUCAUAAUGCUUUUUCAACUACUUGACCAUUUUUGGAUAAUGAUAAACUUGAGAAAAUCAGAUGAUUGGACAUAUACGCUGACAGGAAUUCUUUCUGAUAACUUAUAAGUUUGUUGGCCUUAUAUGACUCAC